Molecule: messenger RNA, 16356 nt
Organism: Coregonus sp. 'balchen'
Lineage: Eukaryota; Metazoa; Chordata; Actinopteri; Salmoniformes; Salmonidae
Source: the annotation of a GenBank genome assembly
AUGCAGGCGGUGCUCUCCAGUGACUUCUCCUUCGCUCAGUUCCGCUACCUGCAGCGCCUCCUGCUGGUGCACGGCCGCUGGUCCUACCUAAGGAUGUGCAAGUUCCUGCGCUACUUCUUCUACAAGAACUUCACCUUCACCUUCGUCCACUUCUGGUACGGCUUCUUCUGCGGUUUCUCAGCACAGGUGAGACACAGAGACAGAGGUGCAUGCACAGAGACGAGUAGAAAAGUCAUGCUUUAGUUUGUUUAGAGAAUGAUAUGUUAAUUCCUUUAUAACUAGGGGCAUAAGUAGUUCCUGACCAGGAAACAUUCUGGGCUCUAAUGGACUAGAGUCAGUCAUGUAUUUAAUGUGUAUGAUUUGUUGUUCCCCCUAACAGACUGUGUAUGACGAGUGGUUCAUCACCCUGUAUAACCUGGUUUACACAGCUCUACCUGUGCUGGCGUUGAGUCUCUUUGACCAGGUAAUCAUGUCUCUUGGGCUUAUGUUAGUAUGUCAGUAAUGUACGUCAGCCAAUUAUGUAUGCCACUGCAAGUAAGUAGUAUGUAAUCACAUACAUACACUGAGUAUACAUAACAUUAAGAACUCUCUUUCCAUGACAUAGACUGACCAGGUGAAUCCAGGUGAAAGCUAUGAUCCCUUAUUGAUGUCACUUGUUAAAUCCACUUCAAUCAAAUCAAAAUCAAAUCAAAUGUAUUGGUCACAUACACAUGGUUAGCAGAUGUUAUUGCGAGUGUAGUGAAAUUAUUGUGCUUCUAGUUCCGACAGUGCAGUAAUAUCUAGCAAGUAAUAUCUAACAGUUCGACAACAAAUAUCUAAUACACACAAAUCUAAUUAAAGGAGUGGAAUAAGAAUAUAUAAAUAUAUGGAUGAGCAAUGUCAUUGUCAGAGCGGCAUAGGCAAAGAUGCAAUAGAUAGUAUAGAAUACAGUAUAUACAGUUGAAGUCGGAAGUUUACAUAUACCUUAGCCAAAUACAUUUAAACUCAGUUUUUCACAAUUCCUGACAUUUAAUCCUAGUAAAAAUUCCCUGUCUUAGAUCAGUUAGGAUCACCACUUUAUUUUAAGAAUGUGAAAUGUCAGAAUAAUAGUAGAGAGAAUUAUUUAUUUCAGCUUUUAUUUCUUUCAUCACAUUCCCAGUGGGUCAGAAGUUUACAUUCACUCAAUUAGUAUUUGGUAGCAUUGCCUUUUAAAUUGUUCAACUUGUGUCAAACGUCUCGGGUAGCCUUCCACAAACUUCCCACAAUAAGUUGGGUGAAUUUUGGCCUUUUCCUCCUGACAGAGCUGGUGUAACUGAGUCAGGUUUGUAGGCCUCCUUGCUCGCACACGCUUUUUCAGUUCUGUCCACAACUUUUCUAUAUGAUUGAGGUCAGGGCUUUGUGAUGGCCACUCCAAUACCUUGGCUUUGUUGUCCUUAAGCCAUUUUGCCACAACUUUGGAAGUAUGCUUGGGGUCAUUUUUCAUUUGGAAGACCCAUUUGCGACCAAGCUUUAACUUCCUGACUGAUGUCUUGAGAUGUUGCUUCAAUAUUUCCACAUAAUUUUCCUUCCUCAUGAUGCCAUCUAUUUUGUGAAGUGCACCAGUCCCUCCUGCAGCAAAGCACCCCCACAGCAUGAUGCUGCCACUCCCGUGUUUCACGGUUUUUUCCUCUAAACAUAACGAUGGCCAUUAUGGCCAAACAGUUAUUUUUUUUUACAUUUUACAUUUUAGUCAUUUAGCAGACGCUCUUAUCCUGAGCGACUUACAGGAGCAAUUAGGGUUAAGUGCCUUGCUUAAGGGCACAUCGACAGAUUUUUCACCUAGUCGGCUCGGGGAUUAGAACCAGCGACCUUUCGGUUACUGGCACAACGCUCUUACCCACUAAGCUACCUGCCGCUAUAUUUCUGUUUCAUCAGACCAGAGGACAUUUCUCCAAAAAGUAUGAUCUUUGUCCCCAUGUGCAGUUGCAAACCGUAGUCUGGCUUUUUUAUGGCAGUUUAGGAGCAGUGGCUUCUUCCUUGCUGAGCGGCCUUUCAGGUUAUGUCGAUAUAGGACUCGUUUUGCUGUGGAUAUAGAUACUUUUGUACCUGUUUCCUCCAGCAUCUUCACAAGGUCCUUUGCUGUUGUUCUGGGAUUGAUUUGCACUUUUCGCACCAAAGUACGUUCAUCUCUAGGAGACAGAACGCGUCUCCUUCCUGAGCGGUAUGACGGCUGCGUGGUCCCAUGGUGUUUAUACUUGCGUACUAUUGUUUGUACAGAUGAACGUGGUACCUUCAGGCGUCUGGAAAUUGCUCCCAAGGAUGAACCAGACUUGUGGAGGUCUACAAUUUUUUUCUGAGGUCUUGGCUGAUUUCUUUUGAUUUUCCCAUGAUGUCAAGCAAAGAGGCACUGAGUUUGAAGGUAGGCCUUGAAAUACAUCCACAGGUACACCUCCAAUUGACUCAAAUGAUGUCAAUUAGCCUAUCAGAAGCUUCUAAAGCCAUGACAUCAUUUUCUGGAAUUUUCCAAGCUGUUUAAAGGCAUAGUCAACUUAGUGUAUGUAAACUUCUGACCCACUGGAAUUGUGAUACAGUGAAUUAUAAGUGAAAUAAUCUGUCUGUAAACAACUGUUGUAUAAAUUACUUGUAUCAUGCACAAAGUAGAUGUCCUAACCGACUUGCCAAAACUAUAGUUUGUUAACAAGAAAUCUGUGGAGUAGUUGAAAAAUGAGUUUUAAUGACUCCAACCUAAGUGUAUGUAAACUUCCGACUUCAACUGUACAUAUGAGAUGGGUAAUGCAAGAUAUGUAAACAUUAUUAAAGUGGCAUUAUUAAAGUGACUAGUGUUCCAUUUAUUACAGUUGCCAGUGAUUUUCAAGUCUGUAUGUAGGCAGCAGCCUCUCUGUGCUAGUGAUGGCUGUUUAACAGUCUGAUGGCCUUGAGAUAGAAGCUGUUUUUCAGUCUCUCGGUCCCAGCUUUGAUGCACCUGUACUGACCUUGCCUUCUGGAUGAUAGCGGGGUGAACAAGCAGUGUCUAGGGUGGUUGUUGUCCUUGAUGAUCUUUUUGGCCUUCCUGUGACAUCGGGUGCUGUAGGUGUCCUGGAGGGCAUGUAGUUUGUCCCCGGUGGUGCGUUGUGCAGACCGCACCACCCUCUGGAGAGCCCUGCGGUUGCGGGCGGUGCAGUUGCCGUACCAGGCGGUGAUACAGCCCGACAGGAUGCUCUCAAUUGUGCAUCUGUAAAAGUUUGUGAGGGUUUUAAGUGACAGGCCAAAUUUCUUCAGCCUCCUGAGGUUGAAGAGACGCUGUUGCGCCUUCUUCACCACACUGUCUGUGUGGGUGGACCAUUUCAGUUUGUCAGUGAUAUGUACGCCGAGGAACUUAAAACUUUCCACCUUCUCCACUGCUGUCCUGUCAAUGUGGAUAGGGGGGUGCACCCUCUGCUGUUUCCUGAAGUCCACGAUCAUCUCCUUUGUUUUGUUGAUGUUGAGUGAGAGGUUAUUUUCCUGACACCACACUCCGAGAGUCCUCACCUCCUCCCUGUAGGCUGUCUCAACGUUGUUGGUAAUCAAGCCUACUACUGUCGUGUCGUCUGCAAACUUGAUGAUUGAGUUGGAGGCGUGCUUGGUCACGUGGUCAUGGGUGAACAGGGAGUACAGGAGGGGGCUGAGCACACACCCUUGUGGUGCCCCAAUGUUGAGGAUCAGUGAAGUGGAGAUGUUGUUUCCUACCUUCACCACCUGGGGGCGGCCCGUCAGGAAGUCCAGGACCCAAUUGCACAGGGCGGGUUAGACCCAGGGCCUCAAGCUUAAUGAUGAGCUUGGAGGGUACUAUGGUGUUGAAUGCUGAGCUAUAGUCAAUGAACAGCAUUCUUACAUAGUUAUUCCUCUUGUCCAGAUGGGAUAGGGGAGUGUGCAGUGUGAUGGCGAUUGCAUCAUCUGUGGACCUAUUGGGGCGGUAAGCAAAUUGAAGUGGGUCUAGGGUGACAGGUAAGUUGGAGGUGAUAUGAUCCUUGACUCUCAAAGCACUUCAUGAUGACAGAAGUGAGUGCUACGGGAUGAUAGUCAUUUAGUUCAGUUAGCUUUGCAUUCUUGGGUACAGGAACAAUGGUGGCCAUCUUGAAGCAUGUGGGGACAGCAGACUGGGAUAGGGAGAGAUUGAAUAUGUCCGUAAACACACCAGCCAGCUGGUCUGCGCAUGCUCAGAGGACGCGGCUAGGUCUGGGCCGGCAGCCUUGCGAGGGUUAACACGUUUAAAUGUCUUACUCACAUUGGCCACGGAGAAGGAGAGCCCACAGUUCUUGGUAGCUGGCCACGUCGGUGGCACUUUGUUAUCCUCAAUGCGGACAAAUAACUUGUUUAGCUUGUCUGGCAGCAAGACAUCGGUGUCCGCGACAUGGCUGGUUUUCCUAUUGUAGUCCGUGAUUGUCUGUAAACCCUGCCACAUACCUCUCGUGUCUGAGCUGUUGAAUUGCGACUCCACUUUGUCUCGAUAUUUACGUUUUGCCUGUUUGAUUGCCUUGCGGAGGGAACGACCACUCUGUUUGUAUUCUGCCAUAUUCGUCGUCACCUUGACAUAGUUAAAUGCGGUGGUUCGUGCUUUCAGUUUUUCUCGAAUGCUGCCAUCUAUACACGGUUUCUGGUUAGAGUAGGUUUUAAUUGUCACAGUGGGUACAACAUCUCCUAUAUCAUUGUAGAUGAAGGGGAGGAGACAGGUUAAAGAAGGAUUUUUAAGCCUUGAGACAUGGAUUGUGUGUGUGCCAUUCUGAGGGUGAAUGGGCAAGACAAAAGAUUAAAGUGCCUUUUGAAGGGUAGAAGGUGCCAGGCGCAUCGGUUUGUGUCAAGAACUUCAACGCUGCUGGGUUUUUCACACUGAACAGUUUCCAGUGUGUAUCAAGAAUGGUCCACCACCCAAUAUUAGGAAGGUGUUCCUAAUGUUUGGUAUAUUCAGUGUAUGUCUCCCUCUAUAUCUGUGUGUUUAGGAUGUAAAUGACCGGUGGAGUUUCCAGUACCCCAAGCUCUACGCCCCAGGCCAGCUGAACCAGUAUUUCAGUAAGAGGGCCUUUGUCUACACGCUGUUACACAGUGGCUACAGCUCCCUGGUCCUCUUCUUCAUCCCCUGGGCAGCCAUGCACGACACGGUCCGAGACGACGGCAAAGACAUUGUGGACUAUCAGUCAUUUGCCCUGCUGGCCCAGACCUGCCUGCUCAUCGCCGUCAGUAUACAGGUAAGGAGAAGGGAGGAGAAGGGAAAUAGCAUGUGUACUUACGUUAUCAAAUAUGGGCAUUUGUGUUGGUAUAUGAAUGUUUCAACUGAGGCUUAAACCAUACUUACAUACAUACACACACAUACACACUCUGGACUAAUGUAAAAGGCAUCUCUCUAAACACACACACACACACACACACAGUAACAGAGUCUGAGGUAGCUGCAUGUGUCUUUGUUAAAGCUGGGUCUGGACACCCACUAUUGGACGUCAGUGAACCAGUUCUUCCUGUGGGGCAGUUUGUGUGUGUACUUUGCUGUCAUAUUCACCAUGUACAGCAAUGGCAUGUUUCUCAUCUUCACCUCCUCCUUCCCCUUCAUCGGUGAGUAGUACCACUCAGCACCCAUCCAUCCAUCCAUCCAUCCACCUCCUCUCCCUUCAUCAUUCAUGUCUUUCUAUCUGAACGUUUGGUCAGUAACACUAUCUGUAACUGUUUGUUACAGUAUCUGUCACUGCAAUCAUCAUCUGAAUGCAUGUUGUCAUGCUAUACUCUAUGUAACAGGCACAGCCAGGAACUCCCUGAACCAGCCCAAUAUGUGGCUGACUAUGCUACUCACCUCCAUCCUCUGUGUGCUUCCCGUGGUGGCAUACCGCUUCCUCCGCAUCCUGCUGUGGCCCACUAUCAACGACAAGGUCAGAUGUCGAGGGUCAACACAUUUGUAAUUGCCAUUGAAGAUUCACAAAUUAUUACUUUUCCCUGACUGUCUCCCUCAUUCCUCCUCCUCCCUCUAGGUGAGGUACAAGGUGAGACAGGACAAGGUGCUGCCCCCUGCCCCUCGCCGUGUCCAAGCCCGCCGCACCAGUACCCGCCGGUCAGGCUAUGCCUUCUCCCACGCCCAGGGCUACGGUGACCUGGUGACCUCAGGCAAGUUCCUGCGGAGGAGCCCGAAGAGCCGGCCAGCCCUUUUCUCCCAGACAGACUCCCCAUUGGCCCAGACCCAGCCUCAGUUCUACCGCACCAUCAGUGAGAGGGAGGAGCCACCACUGAGUUCCUGGGACUGAUGAACUAACAGAGCACACAGUGUUCAGCUCAUUCAGUCUGAAAGUCCUCACUUAAUUAAUCUAUUCCAAAAAUAUAUAUCAAAUAUAAAUCAGCCAUGUUUCUGUGAAACACUUCCACUGAUGCGAGGAUGUGUAACAUUCUUCGUCUGGAUAAAAAAAGGACAACCCCAAGCCUAAAUUCAGCAUUUAGUGCCAGGCUUAGUUUCAAGAUAUAUGUAUGUGUAAGUACUGUCCUUGUAAAUGUAAAAAAAAAAUAAGUAUUGGUUAUACAGCAACAAAAUCAUGCUGGGCAUAAGUCCAAAAUUAUUAUUAUAUGGUACAAUGGUCACAGUGGCAGUCAGUGCCGUUUAAGAUUAGGGAGGACGAUUCGUUUCUUUAUGGCCUUAUUUCUAUUACACAUAUUGGAUGACUGUCAUUCAUAUUCCAUUCACCCAGCUCAAUGUAACAUCUAUAGGUUUAGGCUACUACAUGAUACUCUAAUUUUCCCUAUACCCAUCAUGAGGUUGCUACAACCUAGCCUACGAAUGAAAGUUUAUAAUGUAGGUGAAAAGGAUACACCAUGGUGCUACCCCAGAGUGUGUUGUUGAGGCUACUGUAGACCCUCAUUGCAAAACAGUGUGUUUUAAUCAGUUAUUUAGUGAUGUGAAUAUAUUUACCGUAAUAUAGUUUGAUCUAAAUAAGGCUAACAUUUUUUAUGUUUUGCAAUUUUUAUUUUUAUGAAAUUCACUGAGUAGGAUGGUCCUCCCCUGUUUAAUUAUAGCUUUAUAAAUUAAAUGUAGUUAUUCUUUAGUUAUUAAUGUGUUAUUAUACAAUUUGGUGAGACUAAAAGGACCUUAAAUAAUAUCAUUUGAAUCUUUUAUACACAUUUUCUUUAUAUAUUGUUCCACCUACAUUCUAGUGCACUGUCUGUACUCAGGGUGUUGCAUUGUUUUGAUAUAUGAUGUUAUUAUUUGAGAUAUCAUGAGUGCAUUAUGCCAGUCAUAGCCUAUAUGACUUUAACUGAUUUAUCUUAGUAUACCUUAGUAGACAUAUGUGUGUAAUAUUUGUUGGACCUACAUAAAGAUUUGAUAUAUUUUUUCUGGGAAUAAUGUAAUUUGUAAUGUGUAUAUGUAUGGUCUUUAUUGUAUGAAAAUAUAACAUUAUUCUCAAUCAUUGAAACACUAUAAUCAGACUCUCAAAUAUGAUUUGAAUUAUGUAGCCUACUUUUUGAGCAUUGUACUGCCAUAAUAAAUGUUUGAUAUUUUUGUAUUCCUUUUGUUGUUGUUUUUGCUGUUUUUAAUCAUUGGUCUUUGUAUAAGUAAAUUGCCUACAUUUCUAUUCGUUUUUGUUGGAAACGGCUUGAGUGACAAGUCAUGCGCUGUGCGCAUUGGCUAGAGACGUUGCGACGCAAAUAUACCUCUGUUUCACUGGAAGCGCUGGACUGUUGGAAAGAAGGAACCGACCUGAAGCAGUUGGGACUAUUGGCAGUCACAAUUUACAACAUAAUAACCACAAUUUACAACAUAAUAACCACAAUUUACAACAUAAUAACCGAUCGAAGCCUUCAACCUACCCACAACACCAACCGUAUGUAUGUUUAAUGUUGUUUGUUUAACGUCAUUUAAUACAUCAGCAUUCGAGUGGGGCAUGUUUUAGUCAUCAUUCAAUUGGAUUAUGUUGAAGAUUUUGAAGGGAAAAUAUAUCGUUAGGCCUACUCUUCUCAAUUAUAUAAUAUUAAUAUUAUGCAUCCAUUGUAACUUUAAAUUGUAAAAAUGGGAGAGGAUUACAAGUUUGACCCGCGGCUUUUAUAAUAAAAUGUAGGUUAGGAGAUUCCUGCAUAGCCUAUUCCAUGAUGCUCUCAUUAAAAAUGUCAAUGCAUUUUUAUGUUUGUUUGUUUUUUAAUGCUGUUUAUUUAGAAUGUUAUUUCAUGUGAACGUCUUUAGGACAUAGUAGUGCUACUGUCAAAUGUUGGUCAUGUGUGUGUUUUGGUAGCCUACUGGCAUGAUGCGCUGUUUAGAAACUGUGCUGACACACGUUCUGGGCUCUGCUGUCAGUUUCUCGCUUUGACACUCGCCCCAUUUCACACGCCCUCCCCAUCUUUUAUGCAGACCCUCUGUCACAUUGUGACUCGUGAUGUCUUUCAGGUGUGCUGUGUAACCUAGAAUGACAACCUCAGACAUUCUGAGACAUUGUAACUAACUCACUAUUCAGUCUAGUGCACUGGACACACACACCUAAACAGUUUUCCUUCCACUCUGUUUGUUAACCCUUAACCUUUAAGCAGAGGAGGUGGUGCCCAAGGAGACCAAGCUCUGUCUGAUGUACUGUGUUAGGAUAAAUCUUCUGCUGAAAUGACUGAACAUAGUCUUUUAAACAUUACCUUGCCAAUUCCGUAUUACCCGUGCCUACAACAAUAAUUUCCACAGAAUAUAGGCCAAACUGUUCUAAUCUGAGCACCAUAAUGAUGUCUUCUGUACAGCCCUUUAACUGUUCAUUACAGGAAAGCAAACAUUAUAGAAACAGACAAAAACAUCAUCAAAGUUUGUUAUCUUGAUCUGUGUUCCACUAGACCACAGCCUCUGAUUAGUAGCCAGGCAGGCAGGGGUGCUGACUGGGACGCGGGGGCAUAUCAAAUAUGCAGUGCAGUGGUUAGUCAUCUGCAACAACACCCUGUCAGCCUGCAUGGCCCACUUUCCACAGGAAGUUCUCUACUGGUAUUUAUCUCAAUGAUCUUAUUUAAAGACGAGAGGCUCCAAGGAACUGUCAGUGCAUGAAUCCCAGUUCUCAUGGAUACGAUGCCUAUGUGAUUAGAGAGAAUCUUCAACUAUUCUUCUAUGCCAAAUCAGGAACAGUCAGCUUGUUGAUAAGUGUAUUUUCCUAGUAAACAGAUGAACUGAGACACAGAGACACUUAAGCCUAGUUCCUAUGAUUAAAAUAUGAGUUGAUUAUGAAUGUGUCUGUAAUGGAUAUUACUACAGUUAUGGAUAGGUUGCCAGGGUGGAGAUAUUUGUUGACAUGUUUGUUCGAAACCUUUUGAGGAUAAAGAGGAUUUAUUUCAGCCUGUCACCAGAUGUUGCUGAGAUUACUUACAGAUUACACCCAGAUGGGGCACUGUAGGGGUGUGAACGGUAGGCUGUGAAGAAUAACACCUCUCACAAACAACACUGUACCCCAGAAAAUGCAGCAAACAGACAUUUAGCAUUUAGAAUCGCAUUAAAGUUAUUUAUAGUGACUUGACCUCAAUACGAAAAUAAGCUUCAAAGCUCAAGAUGAGACUAUUUGGAUGAUUUAACAGAAUUCUGAAAAUGACAGGGGUUUUAUAUUCUAAAACAGAGCCAGGUGUAGAGUAGAGCCCACCCUCUCCAAAUCUCUUAAAAUGACUCUGAGCCUGCUCACUGUAAUCCAUGACAAUGUUGUCAUAGGAGGCUGAGGCUCAGAACUGUCUGUACAGGGAGGAAGCGCUAGCUAAGGGUUUACGGGACGAGAGUUGGGCUCAGAAAAUGUGUUUGUGUGAGUGUGUGUGAACAGUAUGUGAUAGUCUGCUGUGUGCAUAGGUCUAAGACACUGUAACACGGUCUUUCUAUCAGACUCUGCAGUGCAGAGUUAGACAGACUAUGAGUAACUAUGGGUGACUGUUGCUAGGUGGGGAGGGAGGAGGAAGGGAGUACGCCAUGGCUGACUGAGUGAAUCAUGGAGUUCUGGCCCACUGGCCAUGCUGAUGGCUUGAGGCAGAGGAUGUAGUAGUAGUUUGACUUACUAUAGGCUCCAGAAUUAUCACCAAGCUUCAUAGUAGCAUUGGGCUGCUUAUCUGUUCUAUUAUCCUCAUAGCCCAUUUAAUGCUCUCCUCCUCAGGUGUUUCCUUCGGAGAAUGGACACUCUUGCAGUAAUAGCAUCACCUCCUAGCUGAGAGAAUGAACAGGACGGCCAGCCUAUCAGGGGAUACCCUGAUCGCGUGUCACUUCCCCCUGGUGCAGCUCCCCCCCUGGCAGCUUCCUGUGCAGGCGGCUCUGUGCAACGGCUCUGCCAAGCAGCCUGGUCGGCUGUGCUCCAGCUCCGUAGGUCUGACCCGUGCCGCCUCCCUCCCCGAGCAGGACAACCUCCACAGAGAGCCCUUCCACAGGAGCCUCAGACACAUCUCCUCCAGCUACUGGAGCCUCAAGGAAGACCGGGGCGAGGAGGAGGGCGACGGGGAGGGGGGCAGCGACAGCAGCGGGAGGUGUGACUCUGGAUCAUCACCAGAGGAGGCAUCACAGAUGACCAUCUCCCAAAGACAUAAAGAAGACCCUGUAGUUAGAGGUUCUUUACGGUCACACAACUCCUUCCUCCCGAAUGAAGGGGUGGAUGAAGAUGAUGAGGAUAUUGAUGGAGAUAACCUGCACAGAUACCACGAGGACUCCUCUUUUGUGUUGCAGCUGCAUGGGAACUCUAACUGGGCCCUGAGUAAUGCUGGGAGGUGGACCUCCAAACCUAGGCAAUCAGCCAGUCAGCAGAAACAUGACAACAAAGGUAAUACUGUGUUGAUGGACUGUGGGGAGCAGGAGAGACUGGAGGACAUUGAAGAUAAUAUGCUAAGAUGUGGUGAUGAGGGCUACUGCUUCAGCUAUGGCCAACCAAAAUGUUUCCCUGAGUCUUUCUCUGAUGGUCAUCUGGAGUAUGUCACAGACUCCUCCUGCAACAGCUCUGAUGGGGUUCUCGUCAACUUCAGCGCCAUCUACAAUAAGAGUAACAACCCUGCCUCCCCAAACAACCUCAGCAGCCCUGCAGUGCAGUCCUCCCAGCCAGCAGAUGGCUCUGUCUUCCUAAACCUGCACCCUUUCCCCCAGGAGUCCCAGGGGCCUCAGGCUGCUGGACCUACUCAGGGGAGCCGAACAACCUCCUCUCCUCAUGACUGGGGGCCUUCUGCCCCCUGCUGGUCACCGCAGGCGCUGGACUCCAACUGUAACGUCUACCUUCCUGACGCCCAGAGCCUCCUGUCCUCUCUGGAGGUCUCUGACCUCACUUCCUGUCUCCAGAGCCAGGCCAGGCUGCUGCCCACAGGGACCACCCAGAAGUACUACAAGCUGGUGACCUGUGACCUCUCAUCCCAGUCAGCCUCGCCUAGCCCAGCCUGGUCCAGCACCACCAGUGUCACCUCAGAGGGCCAAUACGUCCUCUUCAGUAAGGCCCGGGGAGAUCAGGGCCAGGGUAACAAACAGGUAGGCGUACCACAAUGAUGUACAGUAUGUUUAAAAAGAAGCCCAAUUUUUGUUUGUCUCCUUCAUGUUUUGACUAAUUUGUAAGAUGAUGAAUGACUUUCAUAACGGUUGACUUUCCUAAUCAAAGUUUUCUCUUUCUCCAUGGCCAGCAGGAAGAAGGCUCAGACAAAGAAGGGAGGAGAGCUACCCUAUUGCACCGUCCUCGCUGUAUGAGCUGGGACUCCCAACAUGUCACCUCCUUCACUGAGAUUGCCCACUGUAAGAGACAUACAGACAGCUGUCAGAGCUCCAACCACUCCCACACCACCCAGGACCUGUGUCCCAUCCAGGAGGCAGUUUCCCUGGGCCAGAGUAGCAGCCACUCCCCCCUACUGCUGAGUCCCAACGAAGGCAGUAGCACUGUGUCCAACCACCCUUCUGUGUCACCGGACCAUGAGGCAGAGGAGGAGGGUAAGAAAACAAGCCAGUCUGUAUUUGUACAUGAGUAAUAGUGAUUCAGCUGAAGCUAACCCUUGUUUUUUCCUAUUUUACAAACGUUCAAUCCCCUGUCCUCCCUCUUUCCCCUCCCAAUCAUAGGGGCGUGUUCAUGGGCCACUCCUGUGGUGCGCUACAGUAAGGCUCAGAGGCCCACCUCCCUGCCCAUCCAGCCCUUCGUCCUGCUUCCCCCAGCCGGUAAACCUCAGAACCAGCCCCUGGGCUCCCUGCUGGACCAGUACAUCAGCCACAAGAGCACCAAGCCCAGCUCCCAGCCAGGGUUCAAGUGCAAGGGCAAAGGCAACAGACUCCUGACCCACCUGCGUCCCUCACCACUGGGCAGCUAUGGAGCCAUCAUCCUGGAGGGCCCCUCUAGCUCUGAUACCUGCUCCACCUGCACACCAAGUCCAGAACGCUUCCAGUCCAGACGCAACUGGACACACUCCAGUCCUUACAGUAGCCCUGGCUUUACUUUGACCAGUCCAAAACAAGCUCAAAUAAGCACAAAACAAUCUAAUACCGAACUAACCCAGGUUCAUUCAUGCCAGGACCAGCUCUUUGCAGACCUAGACCAAAGCUACCCCAGCCCAGGUCAGGCCCACAGUAGCCCAAAACAGUCUCAACGUAAAGAUUCAAUCAAACGUAGCCAGGGCAUGGCUCAGAUCUGCCAAGAUCUUAUUCACCGGUUUCCAGAGCAGAAGAGCCCCAGCCCAGUCCUCCUGACCCACAGCCCUCACUGCCCCAUCACCUCCCAUGUAGCAACCAUGUCACCCUCUGCCAGUCACACCCAUCAUCCAGACCUGCUGGUGUCCUUCUCUCCAGACCAACCCUUACCGCCCCACAAGGGAACCCCACUAACCUCAGUACCUAAGGCUGGGUCUGCAGCCUCUCACUAUAGCCUGACAGCUGCUCUCUCCUCAGUGGCUCCUCUGUCCUCUCUGAGUGCCCUCCUGAAGCCCCUGGUGUCUGCAGGGCCCAGUGUGAAGCAGCAGCAUCAACAACAGCACUGUGACUCCUUCAGCCUGAGUGACAGUUGGCCACCUGUGGAGUUCUGCCUGUCACCUGAAGCCUCCUACGAGUCUCUGUCCAUCAGCCAUCUGCAGAGGAGAGGUGAGGGGGAGGAAGGGGCCUGAUCUGUGUAUAGGGGAUAGAGCAUGGAAAAUCUCAUAUAUACUGUAGAUUGGUGAGGUAGUGUACAUGUAGGUGAGAAUGUAUGGGGUUAAGGGUGUUUUGAGCUGAGAGCAUAUAAUGUGGAUUGUGUGAUGUGAUGUUGACUAUGUGUGAUGUCAACAUAUAAAGAGGAUGUGUGUGGUAGGCAGACAGUGUCGGUAAUCUAGUGUAAGAUGGAGAGUAAUUAGGCUGUACUGAACAGUCAUUAUGGGAAACUGGAAUCCUGCAUUGUCUGUUACUCUGCAGAGCUUGCUGUAGCAGUGCCUUCAAUACCCUGAAGGUUUUUUUUUCAAACAUGACCUAUUUUUAUCUCUCCCUGCACAGGAUUGGCUGAGACAUCUAGUGUGUGUGUGUGUGUGUGUGUGUGUGUGUGUGAGAGUGUGCAAGCUCCAGUGAGUGUGUUGCAGUGGGUGCAGUGUUGUUGAUACGCUGGAUAUAUGAUUCACAUAAUUAUGUUAAUUUUUUUGUGUCACAAUAGAGUUACAUUAUUAUAACCAAACAAUGUAAAUGUUAAUCACAUGCUUGUAUGCACAUCAUCUUGUGAAAGCAAAGCUUGCACAGUGAUGUAUUGUCCGUUUAGCAGGGGAGAGGACUGUAGGCAGAUUUAAUAUGCAUGAAGAUUGUACCCUGACAUUUUAGAGAGAGCCAGAGCAAGAUGGAGGAAGGGAGAGAGGAAGGGGGAGAAAACAAGUAGGGAGGAAGGAAGUGAGAGAGUAGCAAUAGAGCAUUCUGUCUCUUACUCUUCCCAUCCUCCUUUUUCACCAUGGUGGAUGAAUCAUGUAGUCACACCCAUCAUCCAGACCUGCUGGUGUCCUUCUCUCCAGACCCACCCUUACCGCCCCACAAUCAUGAAUCAUGUCCAGUAUCCCUGCACAUUGUACAUUUACCCUGUAUACCAGUGUGUACCAACCCUGGUCCUUGAGUACCCCCAACAUUACACAUGUGUAUUGUAACCCUGGACAAGCACACCUGAUUCAACUUGUCAACUAAUCAUCAAGCCCUCAAUGAGCUGAAUGAGGUGUGUUUGUCCAGGGCUACAACAAAAAUGUGUACUGUUGGGGGUACCGGAGGACCAGGGUUGGGGAACACUGCUGUAUACUGUUUAGAUUCCUCUCUUAUUUCUUGUUUUUGUAUUAUAUUUUAUUGUUAGUUGUACUUAAAAAAAAUAUUGAAUACUGCACUGUUGGGUAGCUUGCAAGUUAAGCAUUUCACUGUACUUGUGCAUGUGAUAAAUAAAACUUGUGGUUCUCUAUAUAGCCACACCCCUUUUUUUCCAGUGUGAUAUUUCUGGUUAAUGAAUGGAAAUCUGGUAGUGUUUUAUGUCAGUCCCCUCAGGUAUUUUCAUAACCCCCUGCAUGGUACAGAAUAGGACAUUAGCCAACUCCUGAUGUGCUUCUUCCCUCUUCAUGUUUCUCCAGGUCUGCUGAAAUCUGUGAGCUUGGCAGUGGAUUUGGUCAUGGCUCAUUUUGGCACCAGUCGAGAUCCUGGGGAAAAGGUACAGUGCAUCUGAGCUAAAAGUAAUCUGAAGGGAACUAGAAUAACCGGACAAGUCACAAUAAAUGACGGUAGCCCUUAUAGGAUGAAUCAACCCCCAUAAAGAUAUGUUAUUAUUUUAGAAUUACAGUGUAAAUAUUGAUCAUGAUAUGAUAAUGUUCCACUCUCUCCAGAUGCAGCUAGGGAACAGCUGUAGGAGUCCCACCAUUGGUGGUCUAGUUCUGGAGCAUCUGUGUCCCACCAUCCAGAACAUUCUGCAGGAUGGCCUCAGGGACCACAAACUGGACCUGAUAAUCGGUCAGCGACGCAACCACGCCUGGAACAUGGUGGAGGCCUCCACUCACACAGGUCAGAGAUGCAUGGUGGUGAUGAUGAUAAUAAUGAUGAUUAUAUGGGGUGUGGGGGGUUGUGGUAGGUUUGAUGCUGAUGAUGGUAUGAAUACAGUGCUACAGUUGCUCAUGGGGUUGUAGUUUAAUGGUCUCUGUUCCUGUGUCAGGCCCUACCACCCGGGUGCUCCACAGCCUGCUGUCCAAGGUGAGGCAGUGCUCCCUGCUGACCAGCCACUGUAUGAAACUACGAGCCUUCAUCAUGGGCCUGCUCAAGUGAGUCCCUGUCAAGUCUCUGAUGGUCUUUUUUAGUAUAAUAUCACAUUGUGUACUAAUGUUGUGUGUUGAUUUAUGAAAUGUUAUUAUUGUAAAAUGAGGGACUUAUAUUCUCUCUUUUAGCCUGAGGGCCUUGGAAUUCUGGCUGAACCACCUCUACAACCAAAAAGGUAUGUGUUUAGAUUAAAGGACAGGCUCUUUUUUCCUUUUCUCCGAAUUGUUAUUAGAAAAAAUUAUGUUCUUGAAACGUACCUCUCUCAUACACUUUCCAACUCUCCUCUCCCCAGAGGUGGUGACAGCUCACUACCAUCCAUGGGGUUUCCUCGCCAUGUCGCAGGGGCAGUGUCAGCCUCUGUUCCAGGAGCUCCUCCUCCUGCUGCAGCCUCUCUCCAUUUUACCCUUUGACCUCAACCUGCUGCUGGAGCCCCGCCUGCUACACAACAGACAGCUCUGCUCCGAGGAACAAGCUCCACCAUGCUCCACCUUUCUCAUGACCAGUUGUCCCCUGUUGAAAGGAGACAGCGAAGACAGACGGGGGGCAUAUGGCUUUAUGGAUGGACCCAGGGAGAACAGCAGGCCAACAGGUGACCCACACCAGCUGGUAGAGCAUCUUCAGGGGUCCUCCCAGGUUUUAAAGGUCAUGGGUCAGGAGAAGAGGGUGAGGCCUGUAGGCGAGUCUAGCAGGAACCUGUGGUCAGCCACCAUUCCAGGGUGGUGGCAGAGACAACCUUCCCACACGGAGGGGGUGGUGGAGGGGGUGGAAUGUGGACAGAUUUACAUGCAUGUCAUCCACUCUGAGCCUCAGCAGGGGAUGGAGGGGAGAAGAGAAGAGGAGACUUCACAGGAGGGCAGGAGGGAGGGAAGGGGUCCGGAGACCCCCAGGAUGACGGCAGACCCCCAGGAUGAGAGGCCUUCCCAGGGUGGGCUACGCUGGGCCAAGCUCUUUGGAUCAGGAGGGGACCACCCCACCAGGACACAGAGGGCACCCCAAAACCUCAAUGGAACACAGACCCAGAAAAGGUCAACAUUUAUCACUGAACUAUGGCUAACCUGAUCAUAUGUUGUUAUUACAGUUCCUCCUUAACAACUGUAUUUCUCUUGUCUUACAGGAGACCUUCACAGUGGCUGCAGUUGGACAGCUCUCAGCUGGGCCUAUUGGCUCAGACAGUGUGGUCAGGGAAACUCCCAGCUCCACAGCCUGACCGGAAACACCAGACAUAG